AUGGCCAACACUAUUUUAUAUCCCAGUGUCGACACAGACGCCCAUGACCAGGGCUCCUAUUACAGCACCAAAAGCCCAGGCAUAGAAGCCCAGUUGAAACCCAAGGUGAAAAGGCGCGCCUCAAACCACCAAAGAGCCAUGACCACAGAGUGGAAAUCACAAGCACAGGGAACGAAAUACCCGGCGGGCAAAGAGACGCAGAAAACAGCAGCCGGCAGUGCUUAA
Molecule: messenger RNA, 225 nt
Organism: Penicillium mononematosum
Lineage: Eukaryota; Fungi; Ascomycota; Eurotiomycetes; Eurotiales; Aspergillaceae
Exons: 1
Coding region: 1-225 (74 amino acids)
Source: RefSeq, a predicted model, not a curated record